Molecule: messenger RNA, 1846 nt
Organism: Helianthus annuus (common sunflower)
Lineage: Eukaryota; Viridiplantae; Streptophyta; Magnoliopsida; Asterales; Asteraceae
Exons: 3
Coding region: 191-1846 (551 amino acids)
Source: RefSeq, a predicted model, not a curated record
UUCAAUUCCUGUCCAAAUCAAGUGGAAUCUUGGUCUAAAUUGACUAAUUUUUCACAAGCUUUGUGAUUGUGAGGAGAGAUUUCAGAGAAAACACAAUUUUGGGGUCCGAAUUUGAAACCCUAGUUUGAGAUAAUUUGGGGGUUUUGGGAUUUUUGGUUUCACAAGCACUCUUCCGUCUUGAAACAAGGAAAUGGCAAGGACCAAGGAAAAAGCGGGUUCAAGUUCAUCUUCAUCAAAAGGCAAGGGCAAGCAAAAGGAGCAACCAUCAAAGAAGAGGCAAUAUAUGGGUAGGGUUAGUGAAAGCGAAAGUGAAGGCGAAGAAGAAGAGAUGGAGUUAGACCCAAGUGAUAAGCCGGUGUGGAAUUCGGGGUCGUUGGAUGAUCAACCCGAAAUUUGGCAGCCAACACUUUACAACGAUUGUAUGAACAAAUUGAAAAACAAGGCUGCCGCGUUUAUUUGUGAGAAAGAAGUUGAUGAGCCCCAAUUCGGUCAGUUCGGGGUGUUUGCUAAGUUUCGUGCUUUGGGCUGGGAAGGAGCGCUCAAGUGUUUUGACAAAGAUAAGAGUAAUCUGUUUAUGACUGAGAUUCAGGAGUGGAUGGCAACACUUAAAUGUCACAACUUCAACAAGCCAUCACAAAUGAAGUUGAUCGGGAUGGUACAUGGGGUGCCGGUUGAGAUGUCAUUCGACACGUUGAAGAAGCUGGGAAAGUAUGACAGUCUCCCGGCUAAGGAGUACAUGAUUCCCACGCUUGAUGAUUUAUUGCUCAAACCAGAGAAGCACGUGAGAUGGAACGACAUGUUAGCGGAUUUGUUUUUGCCCGGUAGGUACAGUGGUGUGUUAUACCGGAAGAAUUUGAAGAUAGAAGCCAAACUGUUGCAUACAAUCUGCCUGCUUAAUGUCAUUCCAAGAAGAGGCGAUAAAGAACAGGUGAGGUUUCCAGAGAUACCUGUUCUGUAUUCAUUGAUGCAUGGGUCCCCACGCUUUCCAAUACGCUACCUGAUUAUGCACCAUUUGUGGAUAUGCCAGAACAAAUACGGAAGAGACAUCGUCCCGUACUGUCGCAUCAUAACGGGUUUGAUGAAACAGCAGAAGGCACUCACAUCCGAAGACCGAGGUUUGACGAAAAGGCACCAGCCUUUUACUUUGGAUUGGUUGGGAAACGUUUGGACGUAUACUCAGUCUGAACGUUAUCACAAGUUGAAAUCAGAGGGUCAACGGUGGAGGGCAUUGAAAUUGGGUGCAAGGGAGUUGUUACCGGGAGAGCCGGAUGAGCCGGAAAGCGAUGAAGAGUUGGUUCCUAGUGGGGACGAGGAUUAUGCGGACGAGCCGCAGGGUGGUGCAAAUGUUGGUUUUGGGGUUUUUGGUGGUGGUCAUGGUGGUACGUUCUACGACUACGCGCAGCAACCGUAUGAACCGGGGUGGGCUUAUAGUGGUUCAAUGCAAGAGGUGAUCGAGAGCCAACGCCCUCCGGCGUCCAUUUUUGAUACUUGGUCGGGGCCGGAGAGGACGUUGUAUGAUCAAAACACGAGGAAUAGUGCAAGCAUAGAGCGGUCGUUAAAACAUAGCUUCGAUCGCAAUGAGUCAUGGAACCGAGCUAAAAGAUGGAUAAAAGGCAGUUUUGGAGGCUUUGGUGGAGAACGGGUCGAGAGGAGAACAAAAGAAACAACAAAGGAGACAAAGCAGCUGACUACCGUAAAUUACGGUCCUGCCGUAAUUUACGGUAAACAUGGAUUUGGCAUUUUUCUUCACCGUAACACAGGCUCUCCAUGCCGUAAAGGAAUUAUGUCCCCCGUAAAUUACGGUGGAGCCGUAAUUUACGGUGGAGCCUGCGAGCAAAAAGUGUAA